Atta colombica is the source of this 1448-nucleotide messenger RNA. RefSeq lists its product as uncharacterized. Gene Ontology annotation, molecular function: heme oxygenase (decyclizing) activity. Gene Ontology annotation, biological process: heme oxidation. Bases 206 to 961 code for a protein of 251 amino acids. The transcript is spliced from 3 exons. NCBI's taxonomy places the organism in Eukaryota, Metazoa, Arthropoda, Insecta, Hymenoptera, Formicidae. The record is from RefSeq and is a predicted model, not a curated record.
UGCAUCAGUGCGCAGGGGCGGCUGGGGAUGAUCGUCGAUGUUGCGGGCGCAGUGUUUUCACGACGUCGAUUUUCACGUGACAGCCCGCAGAAGUGCGCGGGAAUCCGGUCGUGUAAUGGUGUGAGACCUGAGGCGACAUUAAGUACGCACAUCUUACGACGCACGAUAAACGCAUUUCCUGACGUUCCCUUAUCACCCCGCCGAAAUGCCGGAGGAGGAGAAUUUUUGCAAGAAAAUGUCAAAAGCCACCAGGGGAAUACACGCAAUCAGCGAUGCCCUGGUGAACGCGAAACUGGCAUUCGGAUUCCUCGACGAUUCCGUAUGGGCUGAUGGACUUUUGGUUUUCUACGAGGUCUUUCGCUACCUGGAGGGUGCCAUGAUUAGAUUAAGAAACACCAAAAUUGGAUUGCUUCCACUCAGUGAACUUCAACGUACAGAGGCUUUCGAGCGCGAUCUUGAUCAUUAUUUGGGAAAAGGAUGGAGGAAAAACUACAGUCCCAGGGAUAGCGUCACCAAAUAUCUGAUGCGUUUGAGAGAAGUGGAAGACACGGAUCCCACUUUAUUAAUGGCAUAUAUUUAUCAUCUUUACAUGGGUCUCCUCAGCGGCGGUAUCAUUCUACGUAAAAAAAGGCAAAUCGUACAGAAGAUUUCGCCUUUCAAAGCGCAACCAUCGAACGAUGGUAAUAACGUCACAGACUUUGGGCAGAACAGUAUAUUUCAGUUAAAGCGUGAAUUACGUGAAUCGAUGAACAGAAUCGCGGAGACAUUGGAUGAGGACACGAAAAAUAAACUUAUCGAAGAAAGUAAAAUAGUCUUUGAAUUGAAUAAUGAAAUUAUCAAAAGUGUGCAGACGGGCAGUCAUGUUUUUGAAAAAAUAUUCUAUUUUAUUGGCCCAGUUUUAUUGGUUCUUUUCGUCCUGAUAAUCGUCCUCAAUAUCCUUUACAAAUACAUUAUACGUUAAUAAAAAUAUUAUACGUUAAUUCAAUUAACGCUAAUUUAACGUCAAUUUACUUAAAAAAAAAAGAUAAAUUUUUGUUCGGCCGAAAAGUGCUAAUAUCAAAAUCGAAAUGUAUAAUACCACAUUACGCGCUGUAUCUCUCGCCUUUCUAUAGUUAUAUAUAAAUGAAUUAUUACUAUUAUUUGUACAACAUAAUUUAAGAAUAUUCUGUUUCAUACAGUUUAUAAUGUCGAAAAUAUUGAAUUACCAAGAUUUGGUAAAAUUGACAAAUUUUAUCUAUUAUGUUUUAAAUCUGCAAAGAAUGCUUUUUAAAUCUUAUUUGCAAUUUGCUUACAGUUUUCACGAAAAAGUGACUUAAUAUUUCUCUUUCUACCAGAUCUUUCUCUAUAAUCAGUUUUCGUAAUAAAUUCAAAGUAUUGAAUCUUCUUUGAAUUUAUCGUUAUCAUCACGUUAAGAAUAGAUAUGUAUAUUAGACAUAUAAACAACACAA